AUGGAGUGUUCCCUUGCGGAACCCCACGAUGUAGGCGUUGAGGUGUUGCCUGGCGAAAGAUUAGUUGACGUUGACUAUGCGGACGAUAUCGUCUUGCUUUUCGACGCUGUUGCGGCAUCACAAUCAACCCCGAAUAGCCUAGCUAGAGUGGUCCCGUUAUUCGGUAUGCACUUCUCACCUUCAAAGUGCAAAAUGUUGCUGCAGGACCACCAGCCACUGUAUGAAUCCUUGACGCCUGCUAACGGGGAAAUCGAGGUGGUUGAUCAAUUCGCUUAUCAUAGCAGCUGCAUCAGCAACGAUGGGCACAUAGAAACUGACGUCAGCUCACGCAUUGCAAAGGCCAGAGCUGGCUUCUUGAACCUGCGGCAUUUUUGGCGACAGAAGGGAAUUUCCGUCCGUCUGAAAGGCCGUGUAUACAAGGCCACGGUGAGGGCCGCCCUACUCUAUGGCAGUGAGACUUUGCCCCUUCGGUCUGAAGAUCUGUGGCGUCUUCAAGUCUUUGAUCAUCGUUGUCUGCGAAGCAUUGCUGGUGUCGGAUGGCAUCAGUGUCCGUAA
Dicrocoelium dendriticum is the source of this 555-nucleotide messenger RNA. The record is from the annotation of a GenBank genome assembly. Lineage: Eukaryota; Metazoa; Platyhelminthes; Trematoda; Plagiorchiida; Dicrocoeliidae.